This is a messenger RNA of Drosophila serrata, 883 nucleotides long. Its product is annotated as RING finger and CHY zinc finger domain-containing protein 1. Gene Ontology annotation, molecular function: ubiquitin protein ligase activity. Gene Ontology annotation, biological process: protein ubiquitination. Lineage: Eukaryota; Metazoa; Arthropoda; Insecta; Diptera; Drosophilidae. The record is from RefSeq and is a predicted model, not a curated record.
AAAUCAAACUACACUAAAAGAAUACCAAAAAAACUAAAACUCUAGAUUUUUUAGUUGACAGUCUGCGGUCGCAUUGAAGUAAAAACAAUUUUUGGGGAUUUUCUGAAAACCCUUUGCUCCUUGAUUUGUGUGGCGCUUGUUAUUCAAUUCCUUGUUCCGCCUUUACCUGUAAAAAAUGGUUUAUCUUAACAUAUUAAUUGGACUAGGAGUCGUGUUGGUGUCGGCCGCCGCUGCUAUCUACUUCAACCAACCCACUUACCAGCAAACGCCGCCUUAUCGCCAACGCCGACGCAACGAUGAGGACGAUGAUGCUGGGGAAUUCCAUAACACCAGAAUAUUGCGACGGAACUUAACCCAACAGCAGGAGCAUUGCAGCCGGCCGGGCGACAAGUGCUCCGUGUGCCUUGAGGAGAUGCUGGAGGAGGACAUGCAGAGGAUGGAGUGCAGGCAUGCCCUGCACAAGGGGUGCUUCGAGGAAUAUCGAUAUAUCCGCAGGAACUGUCCACUUUGCAGCAAGACUGUAAAUCCCAGCUUGCCCGGCGACAAUUGCCCUAUCUGCCUGGACCCUCUGGAUAGGAAUGACAUGGUGUUCCUUCGUUGCAAUCACGCUAUGCAUCAAGAUUGCUACGAGCAGUUAAUCAAAAGUGGAGCUAAAUUCUGCUCGCUCUGCAGGAAGGAAUUGUAGGAGUUGCAGAACAGCAUUCAACAGGAACAAGCACAAAGACAGCUUUAAUCGAAAAACGGGCACAACAGUUAUGAAACCCGAGAACCCUCGGCCUUGAUCUUAAUGGAUCGACAAAAGCGAUAAGCAAUCAAAGAAAGUCUGUCUUAGCGUUUAAUUGUCAUACUCUUUUUUUCUAAAUAAACAACACAAAAUGCCUUA